Molecule: messenger RNA, 1584 nt
Organism: Aspergillus affinis
Lineage: Eukaryota; Fungi; Ascomycota; Eurotiomycetes; Eurotiales; Aspergillaceae
Product: FAD-dependent oxidoreductase
Exons: 5
Coding region: 1-1584 (527 amino acids)
Cellular component (GO): mitochondrion
Molecular function (GO): oxidoreductase activity
Source: RefSeq, a predicted model, not a curated record
AUGGAGCGCAGUGCCGCAGCGCUGCAGGUCGGCCAUCCGCUCCGUACGGACCAUGGCCAGGGAUUAGAAGAGGGGCAACGCUCAAGCGACGAGAAUGCAACAGAGCGCAAUGUUUCCCAGAGGUGCAUCUGGCCAAUGCUUGUUGUCAGAAAAGCGCCAGCACCGGAAGGAGGACGAGGGUCUGUCGCCAAUGGGGCGGCAGAACGAGGGAAAAGGCCGAACGCAUCGGCGCACCAGGACUGGUGGGAUUGGCCGGGGCCUGUCAUCCAGCUAAGCGCCCGUGUGGAGAUUGGCAUCUGUGCUGAGUCGGACUGCUGUGACGGCGCAUGCAUGGGAUUGGCAUGGUUGGGUUGGAUUCCGAAAGUACGAAAUCGCGAUUUUCCCAUCGAGAGCAAGAUGGAGAUCAGAUCUGGUGGAACAUUGCUAUCUCAGAUGGUGGUGAUUGAACAGGUCGAUAGAGAUUGCCGCCGACUCCACCGUUCUUUAAUCGCGUCACAUCGGUCCUUCUCGUCACUCCCGAUGAGCUCGUCCGGCGGCAAGAAGACGUCGGUGCCUCAUCUGGUGCGCACUGCCGCUGAACCCCGGCAGAACCGACUCUACAAUGUGCACAUCUCUCAUAUUGAGCAAGUCAAUCCGUCGAUUCGACUAUUCCAGUUAGCCAUUCCUCCCCAAAAUGUACUAGAGACCCCCGAACCGGAUGGCGCCGAGUCAUCUCCUCAACCAUUUGCCUUUCUUCCCGGUCAAUGGCUAGACGUCCAUAUCCCGUCUGUCGCCCACGCUGGUGGAUUCAGCAUCACCUCCACGCCCGCCGAUGCACGGGUGCUGCCAACCCCAGAGCCAGCAACUGAGCCUCUACUCGAGAGUGAGGACGAAACGGAGGUCUCCCCCGUUGAACCCCAAGGCAGAGCCCCCUACGUAGAGCUAGCGGUCCAGCACGCGCCAGGAAACCCGGCUAGUGCAUGGCUCUGGCAGACCCCUAGUGAAAUCCAAGGAAAGGAAUUGACCGUCCGCGUCGGCGGCGGCUUCGUAUGGCCUCCAUUACGACUUAACCUCGAAGAGGUCCGGAAUGUAGUUCUAAUUGCUGGUGGUGUAGGGAUCAACCCGAUAAUCUCCAUCCUUUCCCACUUGAACAACAAUGUCGACGAAAUCAUAGCUCUUCGACACCCCUUCAACAUCCGCCUUCUAUACUCCACCAAGUUGCCCCCAUCGACUAGUGAUACACCAACAAGAUCCUCCGAGUCACACCUCGCCCAGGUCCUCUUCCUCUCGCGACUUCGCCAGAUCAUUCGCGGCCAAUCGCAAUCCCAUCGUCUGCGAAUCUCUCUCGAUCUCUUUCUGACUAACCUGUCCGAUGAUCAACAUAGCCUGCUGCAGGAGACUCCAGCAGAUCUAACGAUUCAUUCGGGGCGGAUCAAUGACGGCGAUUUAAAAAAGAGCUUAGCGAGUCCAGAGGGGAAAGUAAACCCUACUAAUACAGUAUGCUAUGUGUGUGGUCCGCCUAGCAUGACAGAUGGGGUUGUGGGUGCUUUGGGGGGCUUGAUGGGUUCGGGGAAAGAGAGGGUGUUCUUUGAGAAGUGGUGGUAA